Molecule: messenger RNA, 1258 nt
Organism: Klebsormidium nitens
Lineage: Eukaryota; Viridiplantae; Streptophyta; Klebsormidiophyceae; Klebsormidiales; Klebsormidiaceae
Source: the annotation of a GenBank genome assembly
GUAUAAGGUACCAUUAAAGCAAUUCACGUCUAGACUCUGCCUGAGCCUGAGGCUGGAGAAGCAAAUCGCCUGUGCAAAGUUUGGAGUUCUCCAAAGCUCAGGUCAGGGCCAGGGAAGCACCGUCUGGAAGACAAGAAUCUGAAACAAGUCUAAGCCAUCCCAGGGCGUGUUAUUCAGAGCAGCUUCCGCUGUCGCACGCACGUCAGUCAAGGUUUCUGGUCAAGGAGCAAGCAUGAGUCGAGGGAGUGGCGCUGGUUAUGAUCGCCACAUCACAAUCUUCUCUCCAGAGGGAAGGUUGUACCAAGUUGAGUAUGCGUUCAAGGCGGUCAAAUCUGCUGGGAUAACAUCUAUUGGUGUGCGGGGAAAGGAUUCGGUGGUGGUCGUGACACAGAAGAAAGUACCUGACAAGCUCCUGGACCCAAGCAGUGUCACAAACCUCCAUAGCAUCACCAAGUUCGUAGGCUUGCUCGCCACAGGCAUGCCAGCGGAUGCGCGGUCGCUGGUACAAGAAGCCCGGCGGGAGGCUGCAGAGUUCCGCUUCAAGUUUGGGUACGAGAUUCCGGUAGACUACCUGGCGAAAAGGCUGGCGGACCGCGCGCAGGUGUACACGCAGCAGGCAUACAUGCGGCCACUCGGGGUGGCGUCCAUCCUGGUGGGCAUCGACGACGAGGACGGCCCGCGGCUUUACAAGGUCGACCCCGCCGGUUUCUAUGUCGGAUACAAGGCAACUAGCGCUGGCGUAAAGGACCAAGAGGCUGUCAACUUCCUGGAAAAGAAGCUCAAGAACAACCCGCAGUUCUCAUACGACGAGACGGUACAGACGGCGAUCUCCGCGUUGCAAUCAAUACUGUCCGAGGAUUUCAAGGCGAACGAGAUCGAGGUCGGUGUGGUCAAGAGCGAAGGUGAUCGGGCGUUCCGGGUGCUGCCCGCUUCUGAAGUAGAGGAGCAUCUCACAGCAAUCAGCGAAAGAGACUGAGCUUUGAAAAUGAUUAGAUUGGUGAUAAUUUCUACGGAACCAGGCUUGCGGUCUUGCGGUAUGUAUAACAUGGCUACAUGUCCACUGUAAGCGUUUCUUUCUUCUGCUCCAGCCUGUUGGUCUGUAGACUUCCCGACCAUUGCUACCGUUCGGAGUCGAACAUACAUGGCAUGAACACUGAAGCAGCGAAAUCUAGUGGCGGUUUCAUUUGUGGUGGUCUGUUCACCUGUGCGGAAAAGGUCGAUCCAUUGGUUGAUGCAUAUUCUAUGAACAUUGCAGCUU